Messenger RNA from Meloidogyne enterolobii, 370 nucleotides. Lineage: Eukaryota; Metazoa; Nematoda; Chromadorea; Rhabditida; Meloidogynidae. The record is from the annotation of a GenBank genome assembly.
AUGGAUCCUCCUGGAACUCAACCAACGCCUACUAAUGGAGCUCAACAAGCUGGGGGUCGACCUACCAAUAAGCGUUUACAACAGACUCAAGCGCAAGUUGACGAAGUUGUUGGUAUUAUGAAGGAAGGUGCUUCGCAAUUCGAGAAGUCUGCCGCAACUUUGAAGCGCAAGUAUUGGUGGAAGAACAUUAAGAUGAUCGCAAUCAUGUGUGCCAUUGUGAUUCUUCUUAUCAUCAUUAUCGUCAUUUGGGCUAAAUAAGCUUUUUAAGAUGAAAUGAUGCUUAAAACGGUUUCUGUGAAGGAGUAUUCCCCCAAAGAUGAUUUGACACUUUUUAUUUACAAGUAACCCCUCUAUACGAAAUUUUUUUCUU